Triticum aestivum (bread wheat) is the source of this 1167-nucleotide messenger RNA. RefSeq names its product cysteine and histidine-rich domain-containing protein RAR1. Gene Ontology annotation, biological process: defense response to bacterium; defense response to fungus. Gene Ontology annotation, cellular component: cytoplasm; nucleus. The transcript has 5 exons. Gene Ontology annotation, molecular function: Hsp90 protein binding. Bases 357 to 917 code for a protein of 186 amino acids. The record is from RefSeq and is a predicted model, not a curated record. Lineage: Eukaryota; Viridiplantae; Streptophyta; Magnoliopsida; Poales; Poaceae.
UCGGUCCGGAAGAGUCGAGAAACUCGAGAUACCUUGCCGGCUGCCGCAGCCUGCCCCCGUCGUCUUUCUUCCGUGCGCCGAAACAGGGUCCACCCAAGAGCGAGAGGGGGAGAAGGCAGAAAUCUCGAGAGAGAAACGCAUCGCGAUGUCGGCGGAGACGGAGACGAGCGCCGCCGCGCCGGCGCCCGCGCCCAUGCGGUGCCAGCGCAUAGGCUGCGACGCCAUGUUCACUGACGACGACAACCCCGACGGCUCCUGCCACUACCACCCCUCCGGAGUAAGUUCGUUUGCUACACUUGUGGGAUUAUUUCUGUUUUUGAUAAACCAUAGGUUCUUUAAUAUAUUAUUUUCAGCCUAUGUUUCAUGAUGGCAUGAAAGAGUGGAGCUGUUGCAAGCAAAGAAGCCAUGAUUUUAGCUUAUUUUUGGCUAUUCCUGGAUGCGCCACAGGGAAGCAUACAACUGAGAAACCAGUCACAAAAGCUGUUUCUCUUAACUCAAAGGCAACCCCACCAAAGUUAGCUCCAAUCCAGUCUUCUAAGCAGGGUGUGGAAACCGAGGCCUGCUCCAGGUGCCGUCAGGGUUUCUUUUGCUCCGACCAUGGAUCACAGCCGAAGGCACAAAAACCAGUUGCUGUAAAUGGUACAAAUACGGAACCUGUCGAAAAAUGCUCAGUUCCACAGCCCAGGAAAAAAGUUGUUAAUAUAAAUGAGCCUAGGGUUUGUAAGAAUAAAGGAUGUGGUAAAACCUACAAGGAGAAGGAUAACCAUGAUGCUGCAUGUGAAUACCAUCCAGGUCCUGCGGUUUUCCAUGACAGGAAUAGAGGGUGGAAGUGUUGCGAUAUCCACGUCAAGGAGUUUGACGAAUUUAUGGAGAUACCUCCGUGCACAAAGGGGUGGCACAAUGCCGAUGCUGUGUGAGUUCACACCAUGACUCUUGCAUUAAGAGUUAUUUGUUGUAGUAUCUCCUCGUGCAUAAGGUUGGCAUCUUGCCGCAAUUUCUGGAGAACUGUGCUUGGAAGUGUGACCUGAUAUUCAAGAAUGGGCCUGCUUGAGUGUGCUCUGAUUAACUACCGUCGAAAUCUCAUGUGAUGUUUCAUGUAAUCUGGAAUCGGAACUUGAAACCAUAUGUGGACAUUUAGUAAUUUAACUACGCCAUGUUGAAGUUAAA